CUCCUAGCCAUCAGUCUAGGCAUGAUGCCUGAAGGCAUUUCUCCUCCUGCUCAAGAUUUCGGAGCUCAAGGUCAGGUCGUACUUCUCUGCCAGCCUCUGAGCAAAUUUUGACAUACUAGAUUUCACUUUUGGUCUUCCAGAACUGUGAAUUCCAGAUCUGCUAUGAGUGUAUUUAUGAGAAGAAAGGUCUCUCAUAGAAGGAGUUCUAGUCUCCAUGAGAGAGUAAGUUUCUCUCUCUGGAGAUAUCCUCAUUCUGAGAGCUCUCUUCUGGGUAGUCACUGGCAUCGUGGGAAGAGGAGCCUGGUCCUCUUUGACGCUAGAACAUUCAGUAUCGUAAUCAGCAAGAUUAUCUUCCAAAGACUUCCUCUUCAAAAUGCUCUUUCCAAUAACCUUAGAGACAGUAGCUGCCUUGAACUGAAUAUUUCUGAUCUCUUUGGUAGUAGGAGCCUUCACAAACUCCUUGACAAGGAUGCUCUUGGCCCAUUUGACUCUUGGCUUAGCCGUAGUUGUUUCUCUGACCUCAGGUCUUAUAAUGACCUGUUGGUCAAGUCUUGGCUCGAAGUUGGAUGGCAAGGAGCUAUUUUCGUUGUAUUUAGAGCAAUAUGCUCUUCUGUAGAUAUUUCUUGAUCCACUCAUGUUUUAAUAGUAAGGUUUAAAUUAAUUAUUAAAUUCCAUUAA
This is a messenger RNA of Moneuplotes crassus, 678 nucleotides long. The record is from the annotation of a GenBank genome assembly. NCBI's taxonomy places the organism in Eukaryota, Ciliophora, Spirotrichea, Euplotida, Euplotidae.